AAGAGGAAAGAAAUGUGAGAAGAGACACAUUGAACUGUUUACAGACCUUAAUAGUCCUGUCAGUGAGGAUCAGCUGGGAAUUAUCAUUGCUAACUUGAAGAAGACAGGAACUUCGCUUCAGUUUUUCUGGUGAUCUGCUGGAGUAUGGUCUCUUCAGAGGUGUACGAAGUAAUAUGAUUAUUGUAAGUAUUUCUGUCAGUUAUAUGUACUUUGAGUUCCACUGAUGAGCCAAGUUCCCUUAGUUAAAUAAUGUGCAAAUAAAUUAAGAUGAUGGCUUCUUCUCCACUUGAGCUUAUAGCUUAGAGCCAAAGUGUAAAAUGGGAGACAAAAGAAAAAUAUAAGCAGAGAAUUAGGAAGCAAUAAGCUAAAAAUAGCCUCAGAAACAGUGGUUUUGUCAGCCUAGAUCCUUUUAGGUAAGGACAUUACUGGGAAGAAAUAAUGAGGUAGUGUUGUAGAUAUUAAUAGCUUGAUUCUGGUCUCAGUAGAGGAGAAGGUUUAAAGAGGACGGUUGUAUUCACAAUGAUGGGCUUGGAAGAGUGAAGCAAUGUCUUCAGUGUUCAAACAGGAAUCCCUUGAUUGUCGUGCUGUAGAUAUAAGCACUAAUCUAAUGGAAGCUGUUGGCCUUCUAGAGGAGUUUAUUUAAAAGCCAUUUAUUUAAAAAUGUUGUGGCCGCUUAUAAUACUUUCACAGGAGAAAGUUAAAGCUCUGGUUUUACUUCUGACCAUGUGCUUUUACCUAGAUGCAGCAUUCUGUAAUGUAACAAUGUUGUGAACUUAAUAAUGAAUUCAUUUAAGCCAUUAGCCAACCCAUCUGGGAGAUAAAAGAGGGGUUAGGAAGGAAAAUGUCACUGAAAAUCAUGGUCUGAUCCUUCACAAAACAUCUUUGCUUUUGCUUAGGGGAGGCUGGAUGCAGAACUAUCGGGUUCUGUCUACACAGGAAAAACAGUUACCCUUCCAGUGUGACAUGCCCCUCCUGGCUUAUUUGAGCUGUUGCUGGCACUGGAGGCAGUAGAGGUGCAUCACCAUGAAUCUGAGUACCUCUGCCAGUCAGAGUACAUCUUUUGGAGCCCUGCUAUUCAGCUGCUGCUCCCUUGUCUGUGAAGCAGAAAAGAAAUGUUGCUGUUUCAGCAUUGGCUUCAGGUUUGCAUCCUGUCUCCCAGCCACAGGAGCAAAAGAUUAUUUGAUUUUUACUUGCACAAAUGUAAAACACUUGUUUAAAAAAAUUUCUUGCUAAACCUUUUGUUAUAACUUAUGCUUCUAUCUCUUAUGCCCUGAUCAUAGACUAGGUUGUAACUUGCAGCGGAGAGUUGGUUUUCCUCCCUGUUUCCAGGUGCCAAGCACAUGCUGAGCACUGUGUAGUGCUGGGUAUUACGUACGUACUUCUCAUCACAGUAGUCUCUGGGUAUUGUAUAGUGAAUGUAGCCUAACUUUACCUAUCAGAGGUUUGAAGCUUUUUGGUGUUGCCAUAUCAGCUUAAAAAUACAAUUUCUAUAUUUUGUCAGUGGAAUCUGCUUCCUAAAAAGGUAUCAAACACUUUGUUGAAGCUUGAUCUUUAAUUUUACUGUAUGUGACACUGUUGUGCAUAAUGUAAACUCUGCUUAUUGUCUGUUGCUUCAUGGAUAAGUUUAGUGAGGACUAAUGAGGUGGAAGUAUGGUAGAGACGUGUAGGCUGCUUUUUAGGAAACAUAAUACAACGCUAAAAUUAUUUCACUUUGUAGACAUGUGGUAAAAGGUAUCAUGUGGUUCAUUCAGAACUGGAUCAGAUGAAAAAUCUGCAGGUGUUUUCUGAGGCACCGAGUCUGCCAUUCCCAGUGAGUGUUGAUGAUGGAAGUGGAGAUACAAGUGCCAGUGUACAUGCUCAUAUGCACAGAAACUCUUCUCCAAUAAAGGGUUUAACUGAACAACAAAAGCAAGGUGUUGACGUGGUGAGGAAGCUCAUGUAUACUUUGGAUGAAGAAGGAGGGCUGGAAGAAAUUUAUACUUUCAGAGAGAGCCUGGAACGUCUUUCAAUGUUUAAGAAAAUGGAAAGGAAGCCUAUGCCUUGGCCCUGCCAGCUCACUAUUGGUCCUAGUUUGUCUAUAAGGAUUGUGGCCUACAAAUCAGUCACAGAAGAGAGGGUGAAAAAACUUUGGGCAAUUGUGGAUGCUAAAACCCUCAGAAAAGAGGAUGUGCAAAAAGAAACUGUUUACUGCUUGAAUGAUGAUGAUGAGACAGAGGUUCAGAAAGAUGAUACUAUUCAAGGUUUUCGGUAUGGGAGUGAUAUAGUUCCUUUUUCCAAGGAAGAUGAAGAGCAAAUGAAAUACAAAACAGAAGGAAAGUGUUUUUCUGUUUUGGGAUUCACUAGAUCCUCUCAGAUCCAGAGGCAUUACUACAUGGGCAACCAAGCUCUGAAGGUCUUUGCAGCAAAAGGUGAUGAGAAUGCAGCAGUUGCUUUUUCUGCACUUGUUCGUGCCCUGGAUGAGUUGAAAGUGGUGGCUGUAGUGCGCUAUGCUUAUGAUAGAAGAUGCUAUCCACAAAUUGGAGUAGCUUUUCCGUGUAUUAAGGAUGCAUAUGAGUGUCUCAUCUAUGUGCAGCUACCCUAUAUGGAAGACCUAAGACAAUAUGUAUUUUCAUCCUUGAAAAACAGUAAAAAAUGCCUUCCUACAGUGGAUCAGUUAUCUGCUGUUGACUCACUGAUUGAUUCGAUGAAUUUGGUUCAAGAAGAUGGAGAAACUUUUGAGGACCUAUUUAAGCCCAGCAAAAUUCCAAACCCUCAUUUUCAAAGAUUAUAUCAGUUUCCAGGAAGCAAGGGAAAUUACACCUGUGCUGAGGUGUCUACAACAGCAUCAGUGAUAUUCACAGGCACAUAUACUAGGCAAGUUAAAACUUGCCUCUCAACACUGUAUUGUGGACAUAGAUUCAGUCUUCGGCUUUUGGACAGAGAAAAAUUGGCUGAAAAUUUGGGAUAUCUUCAGCUUCUCAUUCUGUGUCCCAUCACUUUUCUGUGCAGUGUUGCAUCUAGCAGUGUUCCAAACCAGUGUUUGCAGCACAAGGCUUUUCACUCUGAUAAGCCACUGCCACCAAUAGAGCAGCACCUUUUAGAAAUGCUGGAUAUGCCUUGUGUGGUAAGAGAAAGGUGUCAGGCUCCUCUGGAAAGAGUAAAAGCACUUUUUCCCCUAAAGGAAGUUGGCAAGAAAAAAGAAGAGAAGACUGCACAAGACAUCUUCAAAGACAACGAAGAUGAACCCAGCCUUAAGAAACCAAAAAUUGAAGAUGAGGAAGAGAGCUUUAGCCUUAUGAAACUUGCUGAAGGCAAUAUCACCUCUGUAGGCAGUGUUAACCCAGCAGAAGAUUUCCGAAUUCUGGUGAGGAAGAAAAAUGCUGACUUCAAAGAUGUGAGUCAGCAGUUGAUAAACCGCAUUGAUCAGUUCCUGGAAAAUAAAGGUUCCCAGUACUACAUGAAAGGGAUUGACUGUAUCAGAGUUUUUAGAGAGGAGGCCAUGAAGCUGUCCAAGGUGCAGUGCUUUAAUGACUUUCUGCAGGCACUGAAAUCAAAGUUGGAAGAUAAAGCCUUAUCUGAUUUCUGGGAGAUUAUGGUACAAGAAAGAAUUUCUUUGAUCACUAAAGAUGAAGCAGAAGGAAGUUUGGUGACAGGUGAAGAGGCUGAGAAGUUCUUGGCUCCAAAAGAACAGAAAAAUGAAACUCUGCCUCCUGCAGAUGAAGGUGGUGAUGUUGAUGAUUUGCUGGACAUGAUGUGACCAGUGAUACAUGGUGACUAUAGAAGCAAAGUUUUGGAAGAGAUGUCUCUGGGAGAUGGGGCCCAAAAAAAGAUGCUAUGAGAAGACAGUACAUCCAUCUUUAUUUUCUCAAAUGAGAACAGAAAUCCCAGAAACAUUUCCAGCUGGUAUAAAUGGCAUCUGACUUUCAAAACUAGAACAGAAGAUUGAAAUUGUCUGAAGUAUUUGGGAAGUAAUGAUACCUUUAAGGCAUCUUUUUUUUUUUUUUUCCUUUAGAACUGAAUUUAGCUUAUCCUUUGUAUUGCUUUAAGCUGAACACUACUAAAUUUAAUGAGAAUCUGUUCUGAUGCCUGAAAUUCUUGUUAUAUUGCCUGGGAAGGAAGACAGAAAUGUAACAGCAAGGUUACCAGGUAAUACUGAAUAUUUAGUGGAGAUAACCCUAUAGGUUUAUUGUUACAGAAGGGGAAAAGUCUGUUAUUUUCAUGCUUUAAAAAAACCAACCAACCAACUCAAACAAAAAACAAGAUAGAGCAAAAAAAGUCCAACAAAGCAUCAUGAAAAUUACCACAGAGGCUUGUGGGAAAAAAUUCUAGGCCAGGGACUCACAAGUUAAUAGUUUGAAAUACAAACUAUUAAUACAACAGAUUCUAAAGCACGUAGCAGAGCCAGGUGUGCUGAUUUUGCCACACUGACCCCAGAUCUGUAAUUAUGGUCAUCUCUGUACUACAGGUUCUCUAUCUGUCAGCUCAGCAGCAGCCCAAGGUUUCUGUCCCUUUCUGUUACACAUUUUCCUGUUUCAUGUGCUGGGAUUUUUGAUUUUUUUUAGACUUCUAACUAGUACAGUUACUGUAGAUGCUCCUGGUGCUAAAGCAGAAUGAAUCAGUUCUGUGUCCAUUCCAUACACUGCUGAGAGCUGCUAACCCAGAGCAGAAUGCCUCAAAGCUGUGCACUGACAGCUGUGAUAGGUAAGUGAUAAUAGUUAACACUGGUAACCAGGAUGGAGUAAUCUCUACACAGAGCAAUCCAAACUGGUCAAACACUGCUUAGAAAGAGACAUUCAAGUCUGAUUACAGAGCAGAAGAGACAGUAAGGACACCUUCACACAUGCUUGUCUGUUAGAACCAGAUUCAUUCCUUUAAAAGCUGUUGUUUCAUUAUUAUACAUGUAUAAAUAUACUCUGUGAAAUGGUAUUAAGAUCACAAAAAAAGGAAAAAUCAUGAUCUGUAGUUGCAAAAUGUUGUGGAAUGUUUGCACUUUUUACUGGCCAACAGCUCCUGUGUGGGAAAUAGCAAUUGCUUUUUGUCCCUACUUCCUUACCCAGCAACCUACUCUCCUGUCUUGCAUCCUCUCCUGACUGAGUUGAAAGCAUUUCUCAAAUGCAGGUGGCAGGGAGCAUCUGCAAAUGCAGACCUUUAUAGCUUUUGUAUCACCAGAAGAUAUUUUUCUCAACUGUAAAUAAGGAUUAUUUGAUCAGUGUUUCAAAGGCCAAUAUAUGGGGUAUACUGGCUGGGGGUUUCUUUUACACUUUAUUUUUUUUGUUUAAUAAAAACAUUUUAAAGGUC
Molecule: messenger RNA, 5277 nt
Organism: Passer domesticus (house sparrow)
Lineage: Eukaryota; Metazoa; Chordata; Aves; Passeriformes; Passeridae
Gene: XRCC5
Product: X-ray repair cross complementing 5
Exons: 19
Coding region: 1763-3736 (657 amino acids)
Biological process (GO): DNA recombination; double-strand break repair via nonhomologous end joining; telomere maintenance
Cellular component (GO): nucleus; Ku70:Ku80 complex
Molecular function (GO): double-stranded DNA binding; telomeric repeat DNA binding; DNA helicase activity
Source: RefSeq, a predicted model, not a curated record